GCAAUCAGCCAUGCUGCGAGUUUACUGGAUUACCAUUACCGCUGUCUGUGUAGGACUGGAAGGUGUUUCUGGUGACAAGAUCAUCGAUGGGACAGAAGCCAAAGCACACAGCCGACCCUACAUGGCAUUCUUGAGGAUAAGAAAAGGCAAAAACAUGUACAACUGUGAUGGUUUCCUCAUUCAUCCAAACUUCAUCCUGACUGCUGCACACUGCCAAGGAGAGAAUAUCACUGUCCGUCUGGGGGCUCAUAAUCUCUUGAAAAAUGAGAGGUCCCAGCAAGUGAUACCAGUAGAGAAGAUCAUUCCUCAUGAAUGUUAUAAUGAGAUAACCCUAGUAGAUGACAUCAUGCUUCUGAAGCUGAAGCACAGGGCCAGGAUCACAUGUGAAGUGAACACCAUCAGCAUUCCAAAGAUAAAUGAGCCCCUCGACCUCAAUAAAUGUUCUGUGGCAGGAUGGGGAGACACUAAAACCAAUGGGACAGGCAGCAGUGUGCUGAGAGAAGUUAACAUCAACGUACGCUUUAAAUCUCUAUCUCAAAUCUUUGGAAGAGGCUCUGGAAAAAAAGGCGCCUGUCAUGGAGAUUCAGGAGGACCACUGGUUUGCACAGGCACUUCAAACAUUCCUACAGCUGUGGGCAUUGUGUCUUAUGGCCCAAAAAGAUGUGAAGAUCCUGGAAGUGAAGUCUACACAAAGGUGUCUGCGUACCGGGACUGGAUCAAAAAGAAAAUCAAUGCAAGCUCUUCUGCUUGAAGUCUCUUCCAGAGUCAGCAUGAGCCAAUAAUCCAGCUGAGAUCGUUAGCCUUGAUCUUAUAUCACGCUCUCCUAACUAGUGUCAGAUUCACUUGCAGAGAGUAAAGAAUGCUGGGUAGCUUUGCCGCGGUCUUUAAAUCAUACUAACCAGCACAUGUAACUGCUUAUCUGCUUCAAUAAAGU
Messenger RNA from Polypterus senegalus (gray bichir), 934 nucleotides. Its product is annotated as mast cell protease 1A-like. The record is from RefSeq and is a predicted model, not a curated record. NCBI's taxonomy places the organism in Eukaryota, Metazoa, Chordata, Cladistia, Polypteriformes, Polypteridae. The transcript is spliced from 5 exons. The coding region runs from base 11 to 751 and encodes 246 amino acids. Gene Ontology annotation, molecular function: serine-type endopeptidase activity. Gene Ontology annotation, biological process: proteolysis.